AUGUUAUAUACCACGAAACUUAUACCCCUCUUGUUCAACUCGGCCAAAGAGGUCCGCUCUCAUUUUGGAGAUCCGGAGCCAAAAGCUCCUACGGAUUCUCAUAUACUUAGAGAUGUUACUGCUAUGUUAGGGGGCAUCAUUGGGCAAGGGAAGCAGGCUACAAAAUCAUCCGCUGGAACCGAAUGCAAAACCCAAGGCUUGACAUUCGACAGUCUACCAUUCGAUGUGAAAUUUUCUAUCUUCGAAAUGGUUGGCUCAUUGCCAAGCUGGGUCUACUUCAGAUACAAAAAGGGGAAACUUGUUGAGCUUUGGGGUGGUAAUCGGGAAGUCUAUGUCAACGAAGAAUGGCACGAAUCUCGCCAGUUACGAAGGGGCCUGAGCACUCUCAACUUCUUGAUCAGCAAACCAGCUGGUGCAGAUAUACUCGCCGAAGGUGUUCUCCGCCUCCUUUCAAAGGAUGAGCCUGGUGUUAGAAAUCUACAAGAACGACAUAGGGGCGACCCACGCUUUUCUGUUCGAAACAACGACCAAGUCAACCCUAUACUUACGAGAAGAGAGAUAGACUGGUUCUUCUUCGACAACUGUGUCAAUAUGGUGCCCAGUGGUGGUAAUUGGUCUAUGCCUCAUUAUAUUCACAGUAUUCGAAUCUGUGUCUUCGGGCUCGACACAGUUUUUCAUAAAUCCUGGAAUCCACCUCCUGAUUUUAUAUGGCCCCGAUGUUCACACGUCGAGGAACUUAUAAUCCUAGUCGGUAGAUUUCGGAAAGAAGUUCCACCGUCAAGAAUGAAGGUAAUUAAAGCUUUCCAAGCUAACCUGGCGACCUUCAAGGAUACGCUAUCCGAAUAUGAUGAUGAGAUAUUCGAGCAUGAAGAUACACGAUACGAAAAAUACCUUCUCAGAUCUGAGAAGUAUAUGAUUGGAGAAAUUAGCAGACGUUGGUGCUUGGCCUUCUUAAAUAAGCAUCAUCGCAGGCAUAAGUGGUUGGACGAUGAAGAUGGCUUGCGGUGGCUUGCCUACCCAGUACAUGACGACAAGAAUGAACUUUCUAUUUGGUUGGCAACCCCUGAAGGACACGACUGGCUUGGGCAUGAUUGGCAUGAAAAUUCUCAGCCAGGGUUCCGGUUCCUCGCAUCGGAAUCCGGUUGGUGGUGGUUGGCGUCUGAUUUUGGUUUCCCAUGGCUAGAAACCGAACAAGGGCUAGGCUGGCUUGGUACUAAGAAAGGCCAAAAAUUUCUCAAAAGUCGACAAGCCUUACUUUGGGCAAACACUAGUACCUACAACCCAUCAAGCCUUACACCUCUUGGAACACAAGUUCGGAAAGCCUGGUUCAAUACGGUUGCGGGAAUAGAAUGGAAAUUCCACAAUUGCCCUGACGGAAACCCGCCGGCGCCCCCACAACCACCUCAAAGGGACUCAAACCCGCCUCCGAAUGUGGAGUUUCCCACUCACUUCAAAAAUCCGCACUUUCGAGGAUGGCGUUUUGUUAUUUGUCCGGAGGAAAUUUCUGAGAGGGCAACAAGCCGUCGAAAAUAA
This is a messenger RNA of Daldinia loculata, 1533 nucleotides long. RefSeq lists its product as uncharacterized. Lineage: Eukaryota; Fungi; Ascomycota; Sordariomycetes; Xylariales; Hypoxylaceae. Bases 1 to 1533 code for a protein of 510 amino acids. The record is from RefSeq and is a predicted model, not a curated record. The transcript has a single exon.